Messenger RNA from Symbiodinium natans, 1122 nucleotides. The record is from the annotation of a GenBank genome assembly. Lineage: Eukaryota; Dinophyceae; Suessiales; Symbiodiniaceae.
AUGGCACAUGCCCAGCGUUGCGUGCAAGCGCCUCCACCCCCGGGAUCUUUUGAUGCCAUAGUCCUCGGGUCCGGAGUUUCAACAGCUGUUCCACAACUGGCCCAUGUUCUCCACGGAAGAUGUGAAUCCGCGAGUACGGCCGUCCGCAAGGACGGCCUUGCAGUUUGUCAGGAAGCUGCCGAGAACGCAGCCUCAAAGAACCGCCGCCUCAAUGUAUCCCUGCUUGUGCGCUACAGCCCUGAAGAUGGAAGCAGAGUUCGGCAUAUCAUGAUAGAUGCCGGAAAGACAAUGCGGCAGGCUGCCCUGGCCACGCUUCCCAUGUACGGCGUGAAGAGCAUUGAUGCUUUGCUACUGACACACGGCCAUGCAGAUGCAAUACUGGGCAUGGAUGACCUUCGGGACUUGCAGGUAACAGAAAAGGUCCUGGAUGAGAAGGGGCAGCACAUCGGAUAUCGGCUAGCCGAUGCCGCUGGACCCAUGCAAAUAAUCUCCAACAAGGCGACGCUUGAUCGGGUCCGGGAAGUUUUUCCAUACCUGCAUGAGCCUCCUGACUUGAUUCGACCGGGUGUGCUGCGGCGUCGUAUUGCCUACACUGAGUUUGUGGAAGUCUCUCACGACGAGGUGGCUAUCCAGAUCGAUGGCCUGCCUGUCACACUCUUUCCGGUCUGGCAUGGAGGCACUUAUGUCUCAUUAGGGUUUGCCUUCGGCGCUGAAGGCUCAAGCUAUCCUUUAGUGUACAUCUCAGAUGUCAAGGAUGUCCCACCAAACACUAUGAUCUGGCUGGAAGCUGUGGGGCAGCGUGGAAUAGAGGUGUUCAUCGUGGAUGCCUUGGCUCGACAGCCACACCCUACGCACAUGUCUCUCGAUGAAGCGUUGAACCUGGUUCGCAAACUGCGGCCGCAAAGGAGCUUCUUUGUCGGGAUGGACUCCUGUGCUAUCGGAGACCAUGAUGAGGUGAAUGAAGAACUCGCGGCUUUGAAGGCUUCAGAAGGUUUGGACGUACAGCUUGCUCACGACGGGUUGCAUCUGUCAAACUUUGUGGCAAUGCGCUCCGCUGAGAACAAGCGAGCUGGCAGCGUGCUCCCAUCCACGGAUGCGGCAAAGCACCCGCGUCGGAUGUGA